This is a messenger RNA of Elaeis guineensis (African oil palm), 2537 nucleotides long. Its product is annotated as transmembrane 9 superfamily member 8. Lineage: Eukaryota; Viridiplantae; Streptophyta; Magnoliopsida; Arecales; Arecaceae. Gene Ontology annotation, cellular component: membrane. The record is from RefSeq and is a predicted model, not a curated record. Gene Ontology annotation, biological process: protein localization to membrane.
AGGAGAGGGGAUGCCCGAUCCUUCCGGGUGUGUGGGGGAGUAACAAAAUUUCUUGUUUUAGCAAAUUGGGGAAUGUAAAAUAUAAAAUAGAGAAGAGAGAGAUCCUGACUAGGAGAGUGAGAUCGCAGUUCCGUCUUCUUCGUCUUCGUUUCUAUCUCAGACCUCUCCUUCUCGUCCGCUCUCUCUCUCUGUUCCCAUGGAGAUCCCUCGAUUGCGGGCUCGCCUCCUAUGGAUCGCAGUGGUGCUCUUGCUCUACGCCAUCCGGGUGGAUUGCUUCUACCUCCCCGGCGUCGCCCCCGCGGACUUCCGCAAGAAAGAUCCGUUGCAGGUGAAGGUCAACAAGCUGACUUCUACAAAAACGCAGCUUCCAUAUUCGUACUAUUCUCUACCCUACUGUCAGCCAAAUUCCAUUGUUGACAGUGCAGAAAAUGUUGGAGAAGUUCUUCGUGGUGAUCGUAUAGAGAAUUCUCUCUAUGUGUUUGAGAUGCGGGAGCCCCAGAUGUGUCGGAUUGUGUGCAGGAUAACGCUCAAUGACAAAGAUGUGAAGGACCUCAACGAAAAGAUAGAUGAUGAGUACUGUGUCAACAUGAUCCUUGACAACCUUCCACUGGUUGUUCCCAUAAAAAGACGGGAUCAGGACUCACCUACAGUUUAUCAACAUGGAUUUUAUGUUGGUGUCAAGGGACAAUAUACCGGGAGCAAGGAUGAAAAAUACUUCAUCCACAAUCAUUUAUCAUUUCUUGUCAACUAUCACAAGGAUGAGCAAUUGGACGUUUCGAGGAUAGUGGGGUUUGAGGUCAAGCCAUUCAGUGUUAGACAUGAAUAUGAAGGUGAAUGGAAUGGUAACAAGACACGCUUGAGCACCUGUGAUCCUCACUCACAACGGACCGUUUCAAACUCUGACUACCCACAAGAGGUCGAAGCAAAUAAAGAAAUUAUAUUCACAUAUGAUGUUGAGUUUAAGGAGAGUGAUGUGAAGUGGGCAUCUCGAUGGGAUACCUAUCUUUUGAUGGCGGAUGACCAAAUCCACUGGUUUUCUAUAGUCAAUUCACUGAUGAUCGUGCUCUUCCUCUCGGGCAUGGUGGCCAUGAUCAUGCUGCGGACACUUUAUAGGGACAUUUCCAAGUACAACCAGUUGGAAACUCAAGAAGAAGCCCAAGAGGAGACGGGAUGGAAACUGGUCCAUGCGGACGUCUUCAGGCCCCCAGCUAACUCAGACUUGCUGUGUGUGUAUGUUGGAUCAGGCGUCCAGUUAUUUGGAAUGCUACUCGUGACCAUGAUUUUUGCGGUCCUUGGCUUCCUUUCUCCAUCAAACCGAGGUGCCCUCAUGACGGCCAUGCUUCUACUUUGGGUCUUCAUGGGUUCGUUUGCUGGGUACUCCUCUGCCCAUCUCUACAAGAUGUUCAAGGGUACGGAUUGGAAGAAAAUUACUCUGAGUACAGCUUUUAUGUUUCCUGCUGUCGUCUUUGCCAUCUUCUUUGUCUUAAAUUCCAUCAUCUGGGGAGAGAAGUCUUCGGGUGCUGUGCCCUUUACUACCAUGUUUGCUCUUGUAUUGCUUUGGUUUGGCAUCUCGGUCCCUCUCGUUUUCCUGGGAAGUUAUGUUGGGUUUAAGCAACCAGCUACGGAGGAUCCCGUGAAAACAAACAAGAUCCCAAGGCAAAUACCUGAACAAGCUUGGUACAUGAACCCAAUCUUCUCGAUAUUAACAGGAGGCAUUCUUCCGUUUGGAGCAGUAUUUAUCGAGCUCUUCUUUAUUCUUACAUCAAUAUGGCUACAGCAGUUCUACUACAUAUUUGGCUUCCUUUUUUUGGUGUUUCUCAUCCUCAUUGUCACUUGUGCCGAGAUCACCAUCGUUUUUUGCUAUUUCCAGCUGUGCAGCGAGGACUACUUGUGGUGGUGGAGGUCCUAUCUGACUGCAGGGUCUUCUGCACUCUACCUCUUUCUUUACUCAAUUUUCUAUUUCGUCACCAAGCUCGAGAUCACAAAGCUGGUGUCUGCUAUCUUGUACUUCGGCUACAUGUUUAUUGCUUCGUAUAGUUUCUUUGUGCUCACGGGCACAAUUGGUUUCUAUGCAUGCUUCUGGUUCACGAGGCUGAUCUACUCAUCAGUGAAGAUUGACUGAACGCACAGAUUGUUCAGAUGGUUGGUUGCUGGCUUCUGCAAGGAAGCAAGGGUCACAAUAACAGCAGGUUACGUAUUGCUAAGUCUAGCAUCUGGUUUCAGUUUUGUGUCCUGAUAGCCUGUUCUCCAGUUCUGCCCCAAGAUAUGAAUCAGUUUAUUGCUCUGAUUCAAGUUGCUAGCAUGAGUAGCCAUGAAAUCUGAAUUUAACUCUCCCGUACGUUGCAGAUAGACAAGGAGGGUUCUAGUGUAUGUUUCAAGGACUAAAUUAUGCCAUUCAUGUGGUAUUUUGCACUCUUUUUGCCUCCAGUUCAUAACUGAGCUGUAUCUUGAUAUUGAUCCAUGGUGUGUAAGUAUUUUUUUUUUUUUAAACUUAGAUUGUUUAAUGCAUCAAGUGGUUCAGGGGGUUCGAUUGUCCA